UGUCGCCGCUAGAGCUAGCGCGAGAGAUAUUUGUGGAUCUUCGCGGUGCAAUGCUCCACUUUUUUAAUCGCAUUGCUGCACGAUCACGCCAGUCGCAUCAAGAAAUCGUGGUGUCACAGGUUUUUCGCUAGAUCUGCCGCCAGGGUUUUGAGCUCCAGGGAUUGAUUUGAAGAGCUGUGGUAAUGGACGAGCGUGCUCCUCUGGGAAAGAUCAAAGUCGCGACGAAAGCGAACAGGUUUCUCGUCUGCGUGCUUCUCAUAUUGCUGGCUUUCAUUCUUCUCCAGCUUGUGACGAUCGAGACGAGAGGAAUUUGUGCUGCAUUGGAAGCCGCUGAAGAUCCAGAUGAGCGCUCGUCCACAAGAGGGGCGGCCAUGGCAUGCAUUCGAAAUUCCAGCGACAAAGCCGCCAUGGCGAAGUGUUUGCAAAAGGUACUUUCGGUCUCUCUAGGCAGCGACGAUGUUCCUUCCGUGCUAAACUCUGGUCUAGGCGAUGAUGGAUCUUCCACUUCUAAAGUCGAGAAAGAAACCGCGAAAGAGAUCCAGGAAGAGUGUGCUAGAGCCAAGAAAAUGCUCGAGGACGAGAAAGAGAAGAAAUACUCCACAGCCAAGAAAGAGCUCGAAGAACUCCGGCACGAAUUCCAAAUGGUGGGCGAACACCUCAGGCACAGUUUCACGAUGAUGGAGCUCAAGGAUUUGUCACAGCCGGGUCUCUCCAAUGGCGACACCAUCUGGUUCAUGAGCUCUCUCCACGGAAAUUCUGUGGAUGAUCAGGGCAAGCCGGAAGAGUUUCGUUUCCCGUCAACUAUUUCUCAAGGGAGGCUACUGUGCUUGCAAGGCAACCACACUCACAAUGGAACCAUGAACAAGUAUGGCUUCGCGUGGAAAGGCUUCUUACCGGAUGGCGCAACUUAUCUCCCAGGAUUGACACUCGUAGCUGACAACUACUGGGACUACGUGAAUCCCUGGCACAGCAUGUCCGCGCUCAUCAACUUUGCGGCUUGGCGAGUCGACAAUGGCUGCAAAGUCCCGGCCAGGAUCGUAGCUUACCACUGGGGAGAGAUGGUGACCAAGAUGGGCGACUGGAUCACCAACGUUCUUCAUGCUUCGCUGGGCGUGAAGCUGAGGCCAGACACUUUGAGCUCGUAUGGAAGCGGUCCGGUGUGCUUUGAGGACGCCAUUGUCCAGCGCAGGGGCCUCGGUGGGAUGUCCAAGGAGAGGAUGAACAGGCUCUUCGAUAUGGUGCGUUGCAAGGUCUACCAGUUUUGCAAAGUUCCUCCGAGGUCCUUCGUUCUCGGCGGCAAAGAUGGAAGGAUUGAUAUCACUCUCGUCGCGCGGUCGGGGCCGAGAGAAUUCAGCAACUUAUCUGGUGUUGUUAGUGCUGUCUCGGAGCAGUGUGCAAUGGUCAAGGGAUGCAAACUCGACAUCGUUUCGAUCGGCAACUUGAGCUUUUGCGAACAGGUGGAAGUGAUGAGCAAGAGCGACGUUCUUCUGACUGCUCACGGCGCACAGCUCACAAACAUGAUGUUCAUGCCGAGGGGUGGAAGUGUCAUGGAACUCUUUCCAAAAGGCUGGCUAGAGUUUGCGGGAGUCGGGCAGUACAUUUAUACGUGGCUAGCGGACUGGACUGGGCUCAAGCAUGAAGGAGUCUGGAGAGACCCCGAUGGUCCGGACUGCCCUUACGAUACCAAGACCCAGGCACUCGAGUGCUUUCUCUUCUACAAAGACAGGUCGGUCGGCUUGAAUUCGUCUCACCUCUCGUCCUGGACUGCCGAUGUUCUUGAGAGAAUCCAAGCUCGGAGAGCAAGCAGCGUUGCUGACCACAUCUUGGAGACGAGCUGUAGCUGUGACAGUGUUGAUCGAUUCACAUGAAAAGUUAGAGGAACAGCUUCGUCACAAGUUCGCUCAGUUCA
Molecule: messenger RNA, 1909 nt
Organism: Selaginella moellendorffii
Lineage: Eukaryota; Viridiplantae; Streptophyta; Lycopodiopsida; Selaginellales; Selaginellaceae
Exons: 2
Coding region: 183-1868 (561 amino acids)
Molecular function (GO): glycosyltransferase activity
Source: RefSeq, a predicted model, not a curated record